UAUAUCACAGUAGUAGUAUUUGAAGAAGAUGUCAUUUUGAAUGAACCAGUAGAAAACUGGCCUUUAUGUGAUUGUCUUAUUUCUUUCCAUUCUAAAGGUAUUAAAGAAUGGGGUGGGAACUACUUUUAUCCUCUUAUAAUAAAACCAAUACAUACUAAUUGUAGAUUAUUAGAUAAAAUAGAAAAAUAAAAUUAAACUUACCCACUCUCACAGAUCAGUGUUGCUAACAUUUUGAUAUAUUUCUUUUCAGCCAUUUUUCCUCUGUAUAUUUUUUAAAAACAAAUUUACUAUUACAGUGUAUAUGUAAUUUUAUAUUUAAUUUUCCAUUAACUAUAUCGAGGUUUAUUUUCCUUUCAUUACAUUCUUCAGAGACCUGAUUUUUAAUGACAGCUUGUCAUCAUGAGGAUAUACUAUAACAUAUUCAGCCAGUAUCUUAACAAUUAGUCUCCGGUUUUCACUAUUAAAAAUAGUGAAAAAUAGGUUGAUGAAUUCUUUGAAAGUAUAUCUUUGUUACUCUAAGUUAUUUAGAAUGAAUUCUUGAAUUAAUGAAUAUUUUAAGGUCUAUGCUUUUGUCAUAUAGAAAAUGAUGUUUCCUCAUAUACAUUUUUAUAUUUUAUUUCUGAGGCGCUUAAUAUUUGAAUUUUAGACUUUACUCGGUUUCUUUUAUAAACCAAAGUGAAAUAUAAUUAAACUUCAGUAUUACUUGAUGGUAAAAUAUGCCUUCAUAGUAAAACCCACUAAUCAAAAUUAUUAGUGAACAUCUGAAAUUUUUAUUACCCAGUUAUCUGUGAAUUAAAUGUAUUUCUUGCUAAGAACUAUAAUUUAAAAGAUAUGUACUCAGUUAUAAAUGAAUUCACAUUAAAGCAAACUUGUUACCAAAAUAUGUAAUCUCUAGCUGUGUUAAAGUUUCACUUUACUUAGGUAUUCAAGAAACGUCUUCAGCCAGAAAGGGGUGGAGCAUGUUUGAGACUUCUUGUGCUCCUAUAGCCUAUAGAGAAGCCAAGGCCCUGGUCUUCUUUAUAAACUGAAGUCCUUUAUUUCAGAGAAUAUGAAAAUUAGCUUAUCUUUGAGGGUAAGGUUUCUUCCCUUACUACUACAUGGUUCUUCCUACAGAGCUAUUUAUUUGCUUGUAAAAACUAGGUGCUCUCCAAGGUGAUAUCCCAUAUGCUGUCUCUUGGUAAGGGAAAUGUCCUCUUUAACCACAACAACAACAAAAGCAGGGAACUGAAUAAGGGUUCCUAUAUGCUGAGUUCUGUUAGGAAACAUGAAAUCAUAGACCUUGAGAUACCUUUAUGACAAGUGAUGAAUUCUUCUGAGAGUCUUUACAAAAGUAGAAGGGUUUGUAAUUUGUGGCCAAGUGAUUCUAGGUAUAGAGUACUUUCAUUACAUUUUAAAAACUAAAAGGAAUUUAGGAAUAAGUCUUUUUUAACUGACUAUGGUUUUUUGUUUAGUUUUUUUUAACUUCAGUAUGCCUUAGUACUUAACUUCUCCAACCGUUCCGAUAAUGCUACAAAACACAGCGUCUUCACAGGAUUUCCACUGGACAAAGCAGUUGCCUAUGCAAAACUCAGGAAUCCAUUUGUAAUCAAUGACUUGAAUAUGCAGUAUCUCAUACAAGAUAGGAGAGAAGUAUACAGUAUUCUUCAGGCUGAAGGUAUUUUACUUCCACGUUACGCAAUUUUGAACCGUGACCCAAAUAAUCCCAAAGAGUGCAAUCUGAUUGAAGGUGAAGAUCAUGUAGAAGUAAAUGGUGAAGUUUUUCAAAAGCCAUUUGUAGAAAAGCCAGUCAGUGCAGAGGAUCAUAAUGUUUACAUUUACUACCCAACAUCUGCUGGUGGUGGGAGUCAAAGACUUUUUCGGAAGAUUGGCAGUAGAAGUAGUGUUUAUUCCCCAGAAAGCAAUGUACGAAAAACAGGCUCAUAUAUAUAUGAAGAGUUUAUGCCCACAGAUGGUACUGACGUAAAGGUUUAUACAGUGGGUCCAGAUUAUGCUCAUGCUGAGGCUCGAAAAUCUCCAGCCCUCGAUGGCAAGGUGGAACGAGAUAGUGAGGGAAAAGAAGUUAGAUACCCUGUUAUUCUGAAUGCACGCGAGAAAUUAAUUGCUUGGAAAGUCUGCCUUGCUUUUAAGCAAACAGUUUGUGGUUUUGAUUUGUUACGGGCCAACGGACAGUCCUAUGUCUGUGAUGUCAAUGGCUUCAGUUUUGUGAAAAAUUCCAUGAAGUAUUAUGAUGAUUGUGCAAAAAUACUUGGCAAUAUUGUAAUGCGAGAGCUUGCUCCACAAUUUCAUAUCCCCUGGUCAAUACCCUUAGAAGCUGAAGAUAUCCCAAUUGUACCAACUACAUCUGGAACUAUGAUGGAACUCAGAUGUGUCAUAGCUGUAAUACGUCAUGGGGAUCGAACACCAAAACAAAAAAUGAAAAUGGAAGUGAGGCAUCAAAAAUUUUUCGAUCUUUUUGAAAAGUGUGAUGGAUAUAAAUCUGGGAAAUUAAAACUCAAAAAGCCAAAACAAUUACAGGCAAUGCUGGACAUUGCCCGACAACUUCUUAUGGAGCUGGGGCAAAAUAAUGAUUCUGAAAUUGAAGAAAACAAGUCAAAACUUGAACAACUUAAGACCGUAUUAGAAAUGUAUGGCCAUUUUUCUGGAAUAAAUCGUAAAGUCCAACUAACUUAUCUCCCUCAUGGUUGUCCUAAAACAUCUAGUGAAGAGGAAGACAGCCGAAGAGAAGAACCAUCCUUACUUUUGGUUCUAAAAUGGGGAGGAGAACUAACUCCUGCAGGCAGGGUCCAGGCUGAAGAACUUGGAAGAGCUUUCAGGUGUAUGUAUCCUGGAGGUCAAGGAGAUUAUGCAGGAUUUCCUGGUUGUGGUUUACUUAGAUUACAUAGUACCUACCGACAUGACCUCAAAAUAUAUGCCUCUGAUGAAGGACGAGUCCAGAUGACUGCAGCUGCUUUUGCAAAGGGGCUCUUAGCUCUAGAAGGAGAGCUUACACCCAUUCUUGUUCAGAUGGUAAAAAGUGCGAAUAUGAAUGGUCUUUUGGAUAGUGAUAGUGACUCUUUGAGCAGUUGCCAGCAACGUGUGAAAGCAAGACUUCAUGAAAUACUUCAGAAAGAUAGAGAUUUUACGGCUGAAGAUUAUGAAAAGCUUACUCCAUCUGGGAGCAUUUCUCUUAUCAAAUCAAUGCAUUUAAUUAAAAAUCCUGUGAAGACCUGUGACAAAGUUUAUUCCUUGAUACAAAGUUUGACUUCUCAGAUCAGACAUCGAAUGGAAGAUCCCAAAUCAUCAGAUAUUCAACUUUACCAUAGUGAAACAUUAGAGCUUAUGCUACGUAGAUGGUCCAAGUUGGAAAAAGACUUUAAAACAAAGAAUGGAAGAUACGACAUUAGUAAAAUCCCUGACAUAUAUGACUGUAUAAAAUAUGAUGUUCAGCAUAAUGGUUCCUUGAAAUUAGAAAAUACAAUGGAAUUAUACAGGCUUUCAAAGGCAUUAGCAGAUAUUGUUAUCCCUCAGGAAUAUGGUAUAACUAAAGCUGAAAAACUGGAGAUUGCCAAAGGCUACUGUACUCCUCUAGUUAGAAAAAUUCGCUCAGACCUUCAGAGGACACAAGAUGAUGACACUGUAAAUAAACUCCACCCUGUGUAUUCCAGAGGUGUUCUGUCUCCUGAACGUCAUGUCCGUACCAGGUUAUAUUUUACCAGUGAAAGUCAUGUACAUUCUUUACUAUCUAUUCUUCGCUAUGGUGCCUUAUGCAAUGAAUCGAAGGAUGAACAGUGGAAACGGGCUAUGGAUUACUUAAAUGUUGUCAAUGAACUCAAUUAUAUGACUCAGAUUGUUAUCAUGCUUUAUGAGGAUCCUAACAAGGAUCUUUCCUCAGAGGAACGCUUUCAUGUUGAAUUACAUUUUAGUCCUGGAGCUAAAGGAUGCGAAGAAGACAAAAAUUUACCAUCAGGCUAUGGAUAUAGACCAGCUUCAAGAGAGAAUGAAGGCAGGAGAUCUUUUAAAAUUGAUAAUGAUGAGGAACCACAUACUUCUAAAAAAGAUGAGGUUGAUCGUGCUGUGAUACUGUUCAAACCAAUGGUAUCAGAGCCAAUUCAUAUACACAGGAAGUCUCCACUUCCAAGAUCUAGGAAGAUGGCUACAAAUGAAGAAGAGAGCCCCCUGAGUGUGUCUAGCCCAGAGGGUACUGGUACCUGGCUGCAUUAUACCAGUGGUGUGGGUACUGGGCGUCGAAGACGCAGAUCAGGGGAACAAAUCACUUCUUCCCCUGUCUCCCCCAAAUCAUUGGCUUUCACAUCCAGUAUUUUUGGCUCAUGGCAACAGGUUGUAUCUGAAAACGCUAAUUAUCUGCGAACACCAAGAACUCUUGUGGAACAGAAGCAGAACCCUACUGUAGGGUCUCACUGUGCGGGCCUGUUUAGCACCUCGGUGCUCGGGGGUUCUUCAAGCGCACCUAACCUACAGGAUUAUGCUCGUACUCAUCGUAAAAAGCUGACUUCUUCUGGCUGCAUAGAUGACGCCACACGCGGUUCUGCUGUUAAAAGGUUUUCUAUCUCAUUUGCUCGACACCCAACCAAUGGCUUUGAAUUGUAUUCCAUGGUGCCAUCUAUUUGUCCUCUAGAAACUCUUCACAAUGCCCUGUCUUUAAAGCAGGUGGAUGAAUUUCUUGCUUCCAUUGCUUCUCCAUCAAGUGAAGUUCCACGGAAGACCCCUGAAAUUUCCUCUUCAGCUUCACGUUCCAGUCCAGUAAUGAGAAGAAAAAUAUCUUUAAAUACGUAUACACCUGCAAAAAUCCUCCCAACACCACCAGCUACCUUAAAGAAUACGAAAGCAAGCAGCAAGCCAGCUACCAGCGGACCUUCUAAUGCCGUUGUUCCUAAUACCUCAUCUCGAAAAAAGACUAUAGCUAGCAAAACAGAAAUGCAUGAACACAAAAAAACCACUGGGAAAAAGAAAUGAAAUCUUAGCGGAAGCUGGAGCUCCAUAUAUUUAUAAAAAUCACGUUGUUCGAUAGAAAAAGACACGUAAUAAACCUUGACUGAAAACUGUCAAAGCAAGUAAUUGAUGUUUCUCCUUAUACACCUCUGUAUUCAUUUCAAAAUAUGUUAAAUCUAGAGAAUUCUUUGUAUAUAUUCAGGUAAGGACCUUUUCUCUUGAUCUUGAAAUGUUUAAAACAAUGUUUAUUAACAUUUUAGCAAAACUUACGGUGAUGAAGGUCUGUCAUUCUUAAUAUUAUGUUUGCUAUGUUCCCUCUGUAAAGAAAACGACAGGAGACCUCAGCCUGCCUGUCCCAGUGUCUCACCAGUAAUGCUGUUUACUCAAGAAUCUGUGAGGUGACCUCUGUACAUACUUUCAUUUUCAUGGGAUUGUAUGUCAGCUAUAAAAACCUGUAGCUUGAGUUGGAAUUUGACAGCCAGGAUUACAUAUUACAGAUUUUUAAAGUGUAUUUCCAAAGAGAUUUCACUGACCAUUUGGAUUAGAAACUUUUUUCCUCCAAUUGUUAGAAUUACAUAUAUGCUGCAAUAUUUAAUAACUGGAGUACUAGCAUAUGGGUUAUUUUUCCAAUAUGUGCUUUGAGGUUUUUUUUUUUAUUGUGUAUUAUUUAAAAUAUUACAUAUACAGCUGGGGUGACUACACCUUUAUGUGCAUAAAUUUCUAUAUUAAUUUGUAGAAAAUACUUGCUUUAUAUAUUUCCUUAUCAUAAGGUGCUUUUGCUCAUCAGGAAAAUACUGCUUUAUGUAUCGGGAAGAAAGACAUCUUUAGAAUUUCUUUUUAAGAGACAUAGUUGAUAAGUUUAUAAAUGUUACACUUAUUUUCAGAGUUCUUUUUAGAUCUAAGGAAACCAGUUCAAAAAUGGAUAUCAGCAGUGUGAGGAGAAUGUCUCAAUUCUGUAGUUAGGAGAUAUUAUGCAUAACACCUCUUUUUAGCAUUUCCAUUCUUAUCUCUAGUGUAUCAGUUGAUCUCACUAAGAAAGCUUAAAGAUUGAACAUUGGAUAUAAAUGCUCUUUUCAAACUAUUAGAUUUUGAAAGGAAAUUGAGAUCAUUGUUUUGUGAUUUCAUAUGUGAUGUGAAAAAAUAUUUACUGUAUUGGUGCUUUUUUAUCCCCUAGUGCACAAAUAAUUAUAAGCCACUUGAAUGACUUAAACUGUAAACCAAACAAUACAACCUGGUAAGAAUUCCAUGCAUUGCCAGUCAGGUAACUUAAGUUGCUAAAGCUUUACUUUGAAGCUUAUAUUUAGGAUAUUAUUGAAUUCUCAUACGAACACAACUAUUAAAACUCUUCAGGAGGCUCUCCUAACUUUAAAUCAUCACCUAUGAAUUGACAUUUAGAAAAUAAACAUAUUAAGUGUUAGUUUUAAAAGGUACCAGAUGCAAAAGUCACAAAUAUAUACAAUUAUAUAAGUUCAUAUACUUCACGUGAAUGUACUUGUAUUAUAUGGAGACAUGUCUUGUAAACAGUUGAAUGUACCUAAACUUUCUGUAUGUGAAAAUGUUAAUGUGCUCAGUGUGGGAGUAAGAAGCUACUUUUAUUUUUUAAGUGGAACUUAAUUAAAAUAUUUUAUUUCCAGAA
This is a messenger RNA of Panthera uncia (snow leopard), 6565 nucleotides long. It is a transcript of the gene PPIP5K2, whose product is annotated as diphosphoinositol pentakisphosphate kinase 2. Gene Ontology annotation, molecular function: diphosphoinositol pentakisphosphate kinase activity; inositol hexakisphosphate kinase activity; 5-diphosphoinositol pentakisphosphate 1-kinase activity. The transcript has 29 exons. Lineage: Eukaryota; Metazoa; Chordata; Mammalia; Carnivora; Felidae. Gene Ontology annotation, biological process: inositol phosphate biosynthetic process; inositol metabolic process. The coding region runs from base 1600 to 4953 and encodes 1117 amino acids. Gene Ontology annotation, cellular component: cytosol. The record is from RefSeq and is a predicted model, not a curated record.